CGCCGGGGGGCGGCCGCGGGGGCCCGCCCGGGGCCUGGGGCCGCUGCGCCGCCGCCACCAGCAGGCUCCUGAACAUGGCGGCGGCGGCGGCGGCGGCGGCGGCGGCGGCGGCGGCGGGGAGGCGGGGACGGAGCCGGACCCCACGGCGCGCUGCCGCGUCAUAGCCCUGCGACGGGACGGCACCGGGACCGGACGGGACGGGACGGGACCAGGCCAUGUGCGAGGCAGCGGGGGACGAUGGCGGCUGCGGCGCGGACGUGGGGCCGGCGCGGCGCCGCCGGGGCGCGGGGCGCAGCUACCCGCGGACAUGCAUGAAGUGCGGGCAGGGCUCUGCCGCCCUCGUCAUCCGCGUCGGGGACCCCUUCUGCCGCAACUGCUUCCGUGAGUACUUCAUGCACAAGUUCCGCGCGAUGCUGGGCAAGAACCGCAUCAUCUUCCCAGGAGAGAAGGUGCUGCUGGCGCUGUCGGGGGGACCAGUCUCCAGCGCCAUGCUCCGACAGGUCCAAGAGGGGCUCAGCCGGGAGACAGCCAAGAAGCUCCGCUUCAUCCCCAGUGUCGUCUACGUUGAUGAGGGAGCAGUGCGCGGGCAGAGCCUGGCACAGCGGGAGCAGAGCCUGGCCCGCAUGGAGACCCUGCUGCAAGCAACCGGCUUCCCCUACUACCUGAUGCACUUGGAACAGGCGCUGGAGCUGCCUGCAUCCAUCCUACGCCCGGGGCCGGUGACAUCCAGUGAGCCCGGCCUGUCCUAUAAGGAGGCUGUGGAGGGCUUCAUCCAGCAGCAGCGGCAGAAGGGGAAUGGGGACAAGGACAGUGGCACCUCGCUGCCUGGCCCUGGCAGCGGGGACUCAGCAGAGGGUCCCCUGGCUGCCUCCCGCCUGCCUGCUGCUGCCCUCACCCAGGAGCUGCUGAAGCUCUUUGAAGCCGUGGAGACACCAACAGCAAAAGAGGAGCUGCUGCAGAUGCUGCGGAUCCACCUCAUCCUGCAGACAGCCCGGACCAAGGGCUACACCAAGGUGAUGACAGGCGAGAGCUGUACCCGUGUGGCCAUCAAGCUCCUCACCAACCUGGCGCUGGGUCGUGGUGCUUUCCUCGCCAUCGACACAGGCUUCAAGGACAACCGGCACGGCGACGUGAUGGUGGUGCGUCCCAUGCGGGAGUACAUGGCCAAGGAGAUCGCCUUCUACAACCACUUCUUCGAUGUCCCCACCGUCAUUGCGCCACCGCUCCCCACCAAGCGCCGGGAUAAGCCCAGCAUUCACCGUGUGGUAGAGCGCUUCCUCCUGGGGCUGCAGGAGGAUUUCCCCUCCACCAUCAGCACCAUCUACCGGACGGGUGAGAAGCUGAGCUCAGAUCGAGCCAAGGCGACCUGCGAGUCCCAGCGCUGCCUGCUCUGCCUGUGUGCCCUGGACCUCGAUGGGGAGGAGGAGCUGGCCCUGGAGCCCACCCUGAUCAUGGAUGAGCUGGAGCUGGAGAGGAAUGGGUGCUGCCAGGACCCCCCAGCAGCGGGGGCCGAGCGCAAAUCUGCCUACAUCCCGCUGCUGUGCUACAGCUGCCGCCUCACCUUCAAGGAGCUGGGUCCUGUCACCACGCUGCCGCCCUAUGUGCGUGCCGAGGCCCAGCGCAGGAUCCACAGGUAAUGGAGAUGGGAGGGAUCCCUUUCCUGCUGUCUCAGCACCCUCCUGAUGCCCCAUCCAUCCAUCCACCCAUCCACCUAUCCAUCCAUCCAUCCUUCCAUCCAUCCAUCCCACCCAUCCACC
Strigops habroptila (Kakapo) is the source of this 1757-nucleotide messenger RNA. RefSeq names its product cytosolic thiouridylase subunit 2 (gene CTU2). The record is from RefSeq and is a predicted model, not a curated record. Gene Ontology annotation, biological process: tRNA wobble position uridine thiolation. Gene Ontology annotation, cellular component: cytosol. The coding region runs from base 216 to 1637 and encodes 473 amino acids. Gene Ontology annotation, molecular function: sulfurtransferase activity; tRNA binding. The transcript has 14 exons. NCBI's taxonomy places the organism in Eukaryota, Metazoa, Chordata, Aves, Psittaciformes, Psittacidae.